Molecule: messenger RNA, 1871 nt
Organism: Papilio xuthus (Asian swallowtail)
Lineage: Eukaryota; Metazoa; Arthropoda; Insecta; Lepidoptera; Papilionidae
Product: cysteine and histidine-rich protein 1 homolog
Exons: 6
Coding region: 472-1509 (345 amino acids)
Cellular component (GO): nucleus
Source: RefSeq, a predicted model, not a curated record
GAAAAGUAGUAUGGGAUUUUUGGUGUACUUAACAUUUAACUUUUUUGGUGUACUUAACAUAUUUUAUAUACUCUUUGGUACUUAACGUCCUACAGGGGCGCUGAACAAUUUUAUUAAAAAUUGUAAAUGACGAUACGAUGGCGCGUGUAACAAAUAUUUGUUAUAGGCCCGCCGAAAAUUGGUUGAGCGAGUCGAAAAGAGACGGCCAGUGAGUGACUGCUACGUAAUUUUCAUUGAAUUCAACGAGUUGAGUGAAAACCGUCAACAGUUAAACGUUGAAGUACGAUCAACGGUUGAUUCAACUAGUUCAUUGACUAAACGCCCAUCCCUAUUCUCUGUUCUGUAUUUAUUAUAUUGGCUGGAUUCGAUUUGAUAUUGACGUUGACGUUUCUUGAUCUGAUUUUGAUUUGAUCCUUCUUUCGUAUUAGUGUUUAUUUUUUUGUAAUUAAAGUUUGAGUAAAUUUUAUAGAAAUGACAGAUAUUACCGAAAGUGAUCCAAUGUCAUCUAGCGAAAAUAACGGUCCUGAUAUAAAAGAUGAUGCUCCUAUGGCUAAAAAACGUAAAAUAGUGUCAGAGAAUGAGCAGUGUGAGAAACUGGAGCACAGAUUGUGUGGUAUUUUAUGCUGCGCAGUUUGUCUCGAACUACCUCCGGCCGCCGUGUAUCAGUGUACAAAUGGGCAUCUUAUGUGCGCGCCUUGUUUUACUCAUUUGCUGGCGGACGCGCGGCUGCGCGACGAGGCGGCCACCUGCCCCAACUGCCGAGUGGCUAUCUCGGCCAGCUCGGCCUCGCGCAACCUGGCCGUGGAGAAGACAGUCUCCGAGCUGCCCUCCGAGUGCCGUUACUGCGCACGCCUCUUCCCGCGCCACGCCCUGCGUCACCACGAGGACAAUCUUUGUAACGAGAGAGUGACGGGCUGCAAGUACGCAUGCAUCGGAUGCACGUGGCGCGGGCCGGCGCACGAGGCGCGCGGCCACGAGGCGGGCUGCGCGCACCCCGCGCGUUCCGCCGCCGACCUGGUGGAGUUGCUGGCGGAGCGCGAGCGCCGCGCGCAAGACGCCGCCGCCGUGCACGAACAGAUCCUCGACCUGCUCUCCUAUGAAAAGAUCACCGUCAACGACUUACAGCUGAAGCCGUACCACACGGAGGAGCCGGUGAACAAGCUGUACUACGAGUCUGCGCGCUUCUCCGCCUUCGGGCAUCAGUGGGUGGUGAAGGCGUUCGUGAACCGCGACCGCGGCGACCCCACGCAGAGCGCGCAGCGGGACAUCACGUACCAGCUGAUCCUGAAGAGCAAGGCGGCGAGCGCGCUGGGCGUGCAGUGGGUGUGCGCGCGCGGGCCGUGGGGCGAGGCGCGCAUGGCGGCGCGAGUGGCGGCGCACACUUUCCGCGACGAGGCGGCCGACUCGCCGCCGCUGCCGCUGCCGCUGGCCGAGCCGCGCGACGCCAACCGGCUGCUGGCCGCGCGCCCUCUGCACUGCAGACUCAUCAUGUUCCUGGCGGCGAAGUGAUGCGGCCUCUCACCACACUACGCUCCUCGAACAAUAUUCCGCGACCUUAAAUCUCAUCAUUUAAAUAAAAUCACAUUUGAUGUAUGAUGUGUUUGUUCAAAAUAGUGUUUAGUUUUAUAAGUUUGUAUAUUAUUAUAUUGUUCAUUUAAAGAAGUAUAAUUUGUUGUCACAAGAGGAGGAAGCGCCGGCAUUCGUGAUGUAUACUGUUAGUAGAAAAGCGGAGUGUUGUGUAGUAGUCUGGGGGGCGCGGCACGCUGUGAGCGGCGUUCACUGAACCCGCCCACAAUCGCAUUCACUUUUCUCAUUAUUUCUUAGUAGAGUAAAUAUUUUUGAUUAUAAUAAAUAAAUUGAGGUAAUUACUG